AUGCUAUGGUGCUUCCUGGCGAGUGGCGGAUUAUCUGCUCCAGCCUGGUGGGGCGAGACAACAACAAGUCUAGAGAAUGGGUACUCCACGUCGAGGAGCGUGCUUCCUAGUAAGGAACCCUGGGCCUCGCCUUCUGGGCUAGUGCGGAGUGAUUUCGGACUCAGCGAAGUGCCGAAUAGAUCGUCGAGCUUCUCGAGCCUCUCCAGCUCCCAGCACGUUCCGGCGCUCGGGCUCGACCGGGACAGUGGCGACGGCAAGGAGACGAGUGUGAUGGACGUCUUGAUAGUGUAG
Molecule: messenger RNA, 291 nt
Organism: Amorphotheca resinae ATCC 22711
Lineage: Eukaryota; Fungi; Ascomycota; Leotiomycetes; Helotiales; Amorphothecaceae
Exons: 2
Coding region: 1-291 (96 amino acids)
Source: RefSeq, a predicted model, not a curated record